AUGCCGAAGAAGGCACAAAGGCCCAAGAAACAGCCCUCUCGCGUUAGCAAUAUCCGUCUCGAUUCUCCUCCACUGAUAGGCCCACCUCCGACAAAGAGACAGAAGGUCAAGCCUCUCUCAUCCCUUGCGAAGCCGCCAGUGUUCGGCCUCACUGGGAGCCAACCAGGACUGUCGUCGCAGAGUGAUCCAAAGAAGAAGGGGAAGGAGAGGGAGACGCCAAGAUUGAGCGAGCAUGAGAAGCUCGACGAUCUCAUGUGGGUGGACAAGUAUGAGCCUACUACCGAGGCAGAUCUGGCUGUGCACAAGCGGAAGGUCCAGGAAAUCCGUCAAUGGCUGCUAGAUGCAUUCGAUGGCGGGCCUUCGGGGAAAUUGAAGAAAUAUCGCCGCAUACUCGCCCUCACGGGCCCGGCGGGCACGGCCAAGACGACGACGAUACGCGUCCUGUCGCGCGAGCUCGGCUUCGAGAUUCUCGAAUGGCGGAACACCAUGGACGAGCGGUUCUCCCGCGACGAUGACUUCGCAGAGGACAUGGAGUACGAGGGGCUCUCGGACAAGUUCCGCACCUUCCUAGAGCGCGCAUCGAGUUGCAACUCCAUCUUUCCGUCUACUACCACCAAACCAUCCUCCUCUCGCCCAUCUCAAGCGGCGACCGGCCCCCGGCGGCAGAUCAUCCUGCUGGAGGACCUGCCUAACAUCGCGCACGCGAGCACGCAGGCAGCUUUCCACGCGGCACUGGAGGCGUUCGCGGGUGUGCCGGAGCCAGGCGUCGCGCCGCUGGUGUUGAUCGUCAGCGACGCGGGCUUGCGGGGUGAAGACGGUGAGGACGUGGGCGGCGCGUGGCGGGCGCGCGGCCGGGAGGCGCUCGAUAUCCGGAGCGUGCUCCCUCCUGCACUGCUGAACUCGUCGUGCGUCACACAGAUCGGGUUUAACCCAAUAGCGCCGACGCUCCUCAAACGUGCACUGCAGCACCUGCUGGACACGCACUUUGCCGCGGCGGCCGUGGGUGCGCCACCUGCGAAGAACUUGUUGAAUGCCGUCGUCGAGUCUGCAAACGGCGACAUCCGCAGCGCGAUCAUGGCGCUGCAGUUCGCGUGCGUUGCAGAAGCGGCAGCACCCGGGCGCGGCGGGAAGCGCAGCAGGAAGGCGGGUGGCCCGUCUGCGCGGGUGCUCCUCGAAGCGGUCACGCGGCGCGAGCAAAGCUUGGCGCUGUUCCAUCUGCUUGGGAAGUUGCUGUACAACAAACGAAAGGGCGACCCACCAAACGCGUCUGCUGCUGCGAGGGAUAUACAGCGCGACAAAGAGAUCGACGCGAGGCUCAAGGAUCCGCCAUCCCUCCCUUCGCACCUGAAGGAGCAUGAGCGGCGGGCGAGCCGCGUUGAUAUCGAGAUGCUGUACGCCGACACGCCGAUCGAUGCGUCCCUCCUCUCGCUCUACGUCCAUCAGAACUACACGCAAUACUGCAACGAGCUCGACCAGUGCGACGCCGAGGCGGACUGGCUGAGCUGGCUCGACGCGAGCGGCGGUGAGGCGUGGUACCAAGCGAACCCGCACCACUUCCACCUGCUGGCGUUGGGGACGCUGCACGCGCUGCCGUCGCCGGUCGCCCGGCGCGGGCAGAAGGCGUACAAGCCCGCAUUCUUCGAGGUGCUUCACCGCGAGCGCGCGGCGGAGGACAGUGUACGGGACGUGCAGGCGUGGCUCCGGCGGCACGAGGAAUGGCGCGCGGGCGGGUGGAGCCGCCUGAACGUCGCGCUGGAGCUGGGCGGGGUGCUGGGGGCACGCGAGCAUGCGGGAGGGGCUGCGCCACCGCCGGGAUCGCACAGGCUAUUUUCGAAGAUGGAGUUUGCGCGGGAGGCGGGGCCGCUUGUGCAGGUCGACGAGGAGGGUGACGUGCCGCAGGACAUGCUGGGAGAUGAGAACAUUGGAUUUACGGAGGGGGCCGGGGAGGGAGAGGCUCACGGUGGUGGGUGGUUGGAAGGGGAUGAUAUCGAGGAGUUCUGA
Sparassis crispa is the source of this 2001-nucleotide messenger RNA. Its product is annotated as P-loop containing nucleoside triphosphate hydrolase protein. Gene Ontology annotation, biological process: mitotic DNA replication checkpoint signaling; DNA damage checkpoint signaling; DNA repair. Lineage: Eukaryota; Fungi; Basidiomycota; Agaricomycetes; Polyporales; Sparassidaceae. Gene Ontology annotation, molecular function: chromatin binding. The coding region runs from base 1 to 2001 and encodes 666 amino acids. The record is from RefSeq and is a predicted model, not a curated record. The transcript is spliced from 11 exons.